CAGGACCCGGCGGUGGCAGACUCCUCCUCCCACCAUGGCUCUGCCUCUCCCAUAAUAUCACUCAUCAACACCAUGGCUAGGGCCUCUAAGGACAGCGGCAAAACGGAGCAGACACCCCUCCCACACCCUCAGGAGAAUGCCAAGCCCGACGACUGGAUGGACACGUUCCAGGCCCCAGGGCGUGUAACGACGAAGUUUGUGGAUCCCUGCAAACGCGCCGCCAAGGCGUCGAUGGAUUGCCUCAACAGAAAUGAAUUCGACCGUGACCAGUGCCAUGACUUCUUUAGGGCUUACCGGGAUUGCAAGAAGGAUUGGCUUGAUCAGCGCAAGGCUGACCGAUAUGCGGGUCGGGAGUAAUGCGGCUGUUCGUUUCGCCUGCGUUGACGACCUACAAACGAUGUCCUUCCACGUACGAGACGAUGUCCCAAAUUGUUGUGGCACUUGUCAUCGGCGUGCGUCUUCUCCGGUUCGUACGGACGGUGUUUGAAUGAGCUAGGUCUUGUACUGUACUCGAGGAUACAAGGUUUGACGACUACGGCCCUGAGCAGCUGCAUCAUUGUAGUGAUUCUGAAGGCCCUCGAUGUGUCAUGGACCCUGGUGCUCCGUUGUCACUUGGACCAAGCAAACGAAAGAGACCUUGUCAUACCGCGUAUGCGGUCUAUGCCAGGCGUGUGGACGCAAUUCGCUCUAUAAUGUUUCACACCUGGUUAGGCGAGGCGAGAAGGGGGUUCACCGUAGCCGCAUAUAAUCUUCAAGUAGUGCAUACAUAUGCCCAUGAUCACACGAAAGUUUGAACUUGAG
Molecule: messenger RNA, 801 nt
Organism: Rhodofomes roseus
Lineage: Eukaryota; Fungi; Basidiomycota; Agaricomycetes; Polyporales; Fomitopsidaceae
Exons: 4
Coding region: 73-357 (94 amino acids)
Source: RefSeq, a predicted model, not a curated record